This is a messenger RNA of Peromyscus leucopus (white-footed mouse), 987 nucleotides long. Its product is annotated as translation initiation factor IF-2-like. NCBI's taxonomy places the organism in Eukaryota, Metazoa, Chordata, Mammalia, Rodentia, Cricetidae. The transcript has 3 exons. The record is from RefSeq and is a predicted model, not a curated record. The coding region runs from base 234 to 833 and encodes 199 amino acids.
AUUUAUAAAUCACUUACAGGGAUGCCAAGUCCGAUGUUAAAACUGAGGCUGCAGACUCCUUUCAGAUCCUUGUGAACAGGUGCUGUGGCAGACAUCGGUGAUCCCGUACUGAGCUACCAUUAUCACUCUUGAACCCAGCUGCCAGCUGCUCUUUUCAAGAUCGAGUUGAGCUGUCUUGGGUGAGAAGCCUCCCUCGCCCCUCUCCACCCACCUGCUCCUUCCCGCCGGUGCACAUGCACUCUGCCCAUGCACGGGGCCAGUGCCUGGAGAGCGGGCACACCCUCGUCCCACGGCCCAGGGUCUGGUCCCUCCCGGGGACCGAAUGCGGUGGGAGGCCGAGUCAAGGGCCAGGCUGCCCCCGUUUGCACGGUCCGUCCACAGACAUGCACAACCGAGACGCCCUCUCUAGCCUCCUGCCCUCCCCAGAGCUCCAGUCCGGAGAAUGGCCCGACGACGCUCCGACCACGAAAACCGUUAAACCCCGGGCUUCGCGACGGUCUCCUUCCAAACCCCGCGGGGGAAAGCCGAGGACCGGGCGUGGAAAGAGCCCGCGGAGGCGGUCCUGUGGGACCACAAGCUCGCAGCUGGCCAGGGCCCGAGGGGGCCGGCUCCCGGCUCAGCCCCGGGGCUGCAGGCUGGCUCGCACCCGGCGGGGCAAUGGCCUCCAACUGCCCUCCCUGCGGCCCGGCGCCCGGGGGGAGGGGAGACCGAGAGGCCGUUAUUGGCGCCCACGGGAGUCCGGGGCGCCCCCCGGGGCCGGGCCCCUGCAGCGGCGGCCUUACCUCUUAGGAAAGGGACCCUGUCCGAUCGCCCUCUCGGUUUGCACUAGGUGAAGCAGUGCGGGGCCGUCGCUCCGGGUCCUCCUGCGGUGGCCGCCAGCUCUGUCAGCAGCGGGCGACUGGCGCCUUUAUGGGACUCGGCCGCGAGCGGCCUGCUGAUUGGCCGGGGCUCGCCACGUGACUGUGCCUGCGCCUCAAAGCGCGGAGG